This is a messenger RNA of Protopolystoma xenopodis, 1353 nucleotides long. NCBI's taxonomy places the organism in Eukaryota, Metazoa, Platyhelminthes, Monogenea, Polystomatidea, Polystomatidae. The record is from the annotation of a GenBank genome assembly.
AUGUGGCCUAGCGUACCCUUUUUAAGGCGUGUAAGCGACCUAAUCCGCAGUAUACCGUCAAACGAAGAGCACCAGGUAGCACAGGGAAACCCGUUUCCGCGGGCAUCUGCCGAAGAUCCCACCAUUUUAAGGGCCACUAAUCAGUCUCGGCGCCAACAUUUACGCACCAUCAUCCUCGCAUCCCAUUUUUCACACGACGCCUCUGCACCCCUUGUCCGCGAUUCCUGUCCACUCUAUUAACUGCAGUGCGGCAACAAUUACUACGCCGAGGAUCAGGAGUGCCUGAACCGAGUGAAGACGCUGCUGAUAUCGGCCCGCCUCGGCGAGACUUCUCCCGCCGACGGUGCCGGCUGCAAUCGUGAGUCAGGCCAACCGGCUGCGGUGGCGAAUGCUGCGGAGGGGCUGUGCGAUUGGACGGCCUCGAGUCCGGACGAGGCGGCCGAUGCAGCCGACUCGUCGAAAAGGGCCCAGUCAGAGUCAGUGCUCGCCGGACUCGACCUGCUGGCGGCUUUCAGACCGCUCAGUCCUUACGUGUCUCCGCAGGCUGGCGUGCAAGACGAAGAGGACGAAGAGGAGCUAAACGAGACUCAAGAAGAGGAGGACAAGGCGGAGGAGGAGGGUUACGAAGUUGUACGAGGGCGAGAAGGUGGUGGCGAGAAGACGGACGACAAAUCGGGUCGUAUCGACGAGGGUGUGGAGCCGAGGAUGUCUGUAACAUCGGCGCAUUCCGCGGGCCCGGUCGUCGUGCGGCAGUCGGCACCGCCCGCCGCGAGAGACGACCUCGAGGCGGACUGCCAGUCUCCAGACGUCCAGCACGAUCAGCUGACGCAUGAGCAACCGCAAGAGGCGAAACGGAGUCUGAAGCGGAGGCGCUUUCCAGCAGACUCGUGCCUGGAAUCCUCUUUCUCCGGCCGGCUGCAUCUCCGCUUCGGUGUGGCACCGAGCUGGGCCCGGGGGCAGAUGGCCAGACAGGGUCGUCUGGCGCAGUACCUGCGCUCGAACAAGGAGAACGGCCAAUUGGCCUUUAGCCAGCCCGGCGUUAUGAUCAAAUGGCCUUGCAAGGGGUCUGUUGAUUUCGAUCCCAGACCGGUCUUCCCCGGAUUCAUAGACGGGUACACAACACCUGCACCGACCCCUUGCAUCACUGACGGUGUCCAUGCGCCUCCUGGGCCCCUCUUUUUUUGCUUGAAUUGUCCCUUUUCCUUGUUCUGCCAAGUGGAGUGUUCGGGUGUGUGUCUCGCCACGAUCUCUCUCGUCACUGCCGGAGGCCAGCUGGAAGACCCUCCCUUCAACUGUGGCAUGCGCUACCAGUUACCGCUGCAGCCCACCGCCAGGCUACAUCGUGUUUGGUAG